GGGUAAAACGUCAGUCCGCCGCCAUAUCUGUUUCUGUGCCGGGCUGAAGGAGAGAUUUUGGAGUCAUGAGAGGAAUUCGAUCCCUCAACAAUUUCUCUAAACGCUGCUAUGCUGCUGCUAGGAGGAGUGAAGCUCUGACAGAACCAUUUUCUAAUCUGAAACUCACCAAUGCUGCACCCCUCUCUCCACAGCAUGUCCAGGUGUCAAAACUUCCUAACGGUCUGGUGAUAGCGUCGCUGGAAAAUUACUCCCCCUUGUCAAGUGUCAGUGUGUUUGUGAAAGCUGGGAGUCGAUAUGAGUCUAUGGAAAACCAGGGUGUCUCUCAUGUGUUACGACUGGCAGCAAAUCUGACUACAAAAGGAGCAUCUUCCUUCAAGAUAUGUCGCAGUGUGGAAGCAAUGGGAGGAAGCCUGAAUGUGACAACCUCAAGAGAGACCAUGGUCUACACUGCAGACUGUUUGAGAGAUGACAUAGAUUCAUUGUUGGAGUUUCUGGUCAACGUGACAACAGCUCAGGAGUUUCGUCAAUGGGAGGUAGACGAACUGACUUCCAGGGUGAAGAUUGACAAGGCUCUGGCUCAGCAGAGUCCUCAGAUAGGUGUUAUUGAGAAGUUGCAUGAAGCAGCAUACAAAAAUGCCCUGUCCAACUCUCUGUACUGCCCAGACUAUAUGGUUGGUCGCAUCUCCUCUGAACAGCUACAUUCGUUUGUUGAGGAGAAUUUCACUACUGCCAGAAUGGCUCUUGUAGGACUAGGUGUAAAGCACUCUGUUCUGAGGCAAGUAGGUGAGGGACUGCUGAGUGUGCGCAGCGGGGCUGGAGCACCUGUGGCUAAAGCUGUAUAUCGAGGAGGUGAGCUGCGAGUGCAGAACAAUGAUGACCUGGUCCACUCGCUGGUUGUCACUGAGGGUGGUGUGACAGGUAGUGCAGAGGCCAAUGCUUUCAGUGUACUGCAGAGGAUUCUGGGAGCUGGUCCACAUGUGAAAAGGGGAUCCAGCCUCAGCAGCAAACUGAGCCAGGGUAUUGCCAAAGCUACCACGCAGCCAUUUGAUGCCACUGCAUUCAGUGCCUCCUACUCUGACUCUGGCCUGUUUGGUGUCUAUACCGUUUCACAAACGGACUCUGCCAGAGAGGUGAUCAAAGCUGCUAUGGCUCAGGUGAGAGGCGUGGCAGAGGGAAGCGUGUCAGAGGCUGAGAUCACCAGAGCAAAAAACCAGAUGAAAGCAGAGUAUCUUAUGUCAAUAGAGAGCUCUGAGGGCCUAUUGGAGGAGAUUGGUGCACAGGCUCUGACCACUGCAGCCUAUCAGGCUCCUGACACUGUCCUCCAGGCUAUAGACACUGUCACCCAGGAUGAUGUGGUCAAGGCUGCAAAAAAAUUUGUGGAUGGCAAGAAGACCAUGGCAGCGAGUGGACACCUUGCUAAUACACCAUUUGUGGACGAAGUAUGAAAAUAAACUAUAAGAACAGUUGAUUUUAACUUGGGUAUGCAGUGCUUGGCAGAGAUAAAAAAGAAGACUCCAAAGCCACAGCCUUCUGCAGCAAUAUAUUUGACGUCUUCAGUGCGUUCUGCAGUUUGUGUGAGCACCAACAGGAAGCUGUAAACUCAUUGCAGUUUUAGUCAGUUAUUUGUAUAUCUGUGUAAAUUAAAGUAAUGCCAGUAAA
Messenger RNA from Melanotaenia boesemani (Boeseman's rainbowfish), 1659 nucleotides. RefSeq names its product cytochrome b-c1 complex subunit 2, mitochondrial. Lineage: Eukaryota; Metazoa; Chordata; Actinopteri; Atheriniformes; Melanotaeniidae. Gene Ontology annotation, cellular component: mitochondrion. The transcript is spliced from 14 exons. Gene Ontology annotation, molecular function: metal ion binding. Bases 66 to 1445 code for a protein of 459 amino acids. The record is from RefSeq and is a predicted model, not a curated record.